AUUCUCCCUCGAAACCCACUCCGCUGAUCCAUCCGCUCCCAACCGCCAAAAAACACACACACACACACACAGUCACACACUGAAAACACACUCCAUCAGCCAUGGAUAUCGGAAUAGUGGAUCACGACAGCCACGACUUCUACGACAUCUACUUCUACUCCGACCGCAUCAACACAAUGGUCACCCACGACCCUUCCCAAGUCUCACGCUGGCUCUCCCACACCCAGAGAAUCCACCGCCAUCGUCUGAACAACCUCAUCGUCGGCCUCGACGUUGAGUGGCGUCCCAGCUUCAGCAAGUACCACAGGAACCCAGUCGCCACUCUCCAGCUCUGCGUGGGCCGCCGUUGCAUCGUCUUCCAAAUCCUCCGCUGUUCCCGCGAGUACAACGAGGACGAGUUCAUUCCCGAGGAUCUCCGAGAUUUUCUCGCCAAGGAGGACUACACUUUCGUCGGAGUUGGGAUCCAGAACGAUGUUCAGAAGCUGGAGGGGGAUUAUGGGCUGGAAGUUAGUGGGAGGAUUGUGGACUUGCGUCGGUUGGCUGCUGGUGAGUAUGAUAGGAAGGAACUGAGAAAUGCU
Coffea arabica (coffee) is the source of this 578-nucleotide messenger RNA. The record is from RefSeq and is a predicted model, not a curated record. NCBI's taxonomy places the organism in Eukaryota, Viridiplantae, Streptophyta, Magnoliopsida, Gentianales, Rubiaceae.